Diaporthe batatas is the source of this 1883-nucleotide messenger RNA. RefSeq lists its product as uncharacterized. The transcript is spliced from 6 exons. The record is from RefSeq and is a predicted model, not a curated record. Bases 407 to 1606 code for a protein of 399 amino acids. Lineage: Eukaryota; Fungi; Ascomycota; Sordariomycetes; Diaporthales; Diaporthaceae.
CUGGGACUUGACGGGACGGCCCUUCUGCCUAAUAAUCGUCGGCCCCCUCCCCCCCUCCCCCCAAGGGGCUGGCACGCAAUACCACAGGACCUGCAAGCCGUCCGGCCAUGGCGAGACUUUCACCGGAGCGAGGAACUAUGUCUUGCCCCUGAUGGCCUGUCAAGGGUCGAGCCGAGAUCAACCACAGACCACCGUCUUUGGUACCCUGGGGGGCCCUGGUGGCAUACAUCAGUGUGGGGAGCCGGACUUCCCUUUCCCACCAGGUCAGCACUUGUCUUAGAUGAAGUCCUGCGAGAUUUGGUUCUCAGCUUGAGGCCGUGCUCUUUGUUGCAAAGUCUUGUUCUCCUUUCCAUCUCCACGACAUCUUCAUUAAUCCUGUCCCCGGUCGGAGGGAUUGUAUAUCAAGAUGUGGCACGUUGGUACGAUGCCGAUCGUUGACGAGUGCCAUGAUCUGGUCGUGAACGCAAUAUUAUGGACGGCUUUGGCUUUCAUCGCGGUUGGUCUGCGGUUGUUCACACGAGGAUUGAUUGUCAAAAGGACAGGAUGGGAUGACUAUCUGAUGGCGGCCGCCAUGGUGAGUUGUUCAUCAACGGUUGUUGUCAUUCAUGUUUCCCAGUCACCUUCCCCUUUUCUCAUUUCAGGAAUGACUGAAGUCAGCAAGGUUUGCUCAAUAGGAUUUCUGGUGGCUGUCAUGUAUCAAAUCAGAUGGGGUCUUGGUCAAGCUGUAAAUCCUGCCAAUCUUGAGAGCUUCCUAACCGCGCUUUUCGUCACUGUGCCCUUCUACAAUUGCACGCAGACAUUUUAUAAACUUUCUCUCACAACACAAGCUGCAAGGCUGUUCACAACGACCACUGCUGCGAGGAUCAUGAGAGCAGCUAUUGUGUGGGUCUGCGCCUGCGGACUAAUGUCAUUCUGUGCUGCUCUCUUCUACUGUUUCCCGGUGUCAAAGGCGUGGGACGAUUCAAUACCAGGCUGGUGUGUCAACCGACCUGCGCUGAACUAUUCUGUCGCGGGCUUCAACAUUCUCAACGACAUAAUGUUGCUCAUCAUACCCUUGCCAUUCCUUACAAAGCUACAAUUGCCUCGGAAGCAGCGAAUCAUCCUCAUUUCGGUCUUUGCUUGUGGCCUGUUCACGACCGUCGUAUCCAUCGUCAGACUUCGGGCAUUGUACCAGAAUCUGAAUGGACCGUACGAAGAACAGUCAGUUACCAGCGUGCCCAUUGCCCUGUGGUCCGUCAUUGAAAUCAAUGUCGCCAUCAUUUGUGGGUCAGUGCCGUCCUUGAAAGCUUUUGUCUCCCGGGUGAUCUUCGGGACCAAGCCCGGGUCGACGCCAUCACAUGGUGUAUACGGCCUGUCUGCGACUCGCAAACAGAGUCAAGUGCUGAGAAGCCAGGCUGAAGAGGACGAGCGGCGUGGCACGAGGUUGGAGAUCCAGGUGCAGCAGUCUAUUGAGAUGAAGGCGUACGUCGACGAAACAGGGUCUGAUAAAGAUCUCAUCCAGGCCGGUACGCAGGGUUAUCGGAACGACUCGCGGAACAUGACGGUGACUAAGAUCAACGCAAACACAAAUACAGUAUCGGUCUCGGGGAGCUCUUCACCCGUCUGACAGGAAGUGAUCUGCAAGAGGGUGGUGGGGAUGCGAUUGUUGCAUGCCCGGACUCGCUUCAAACUUGAAGCACCGGAGCGAUGAAGACUCCGAAGACACUAAUUAACCGGAUGAUGACAAAAUACAUACUGUAUACUUGACCUGUGGUUUGUGAGACGCCCUGCUGGUUGCUAAUCAAAUCCUGGCACGAGUCAGUACUCAGUGUGCUCAUAGGUCCUAGCCACCACAUGGAGAUAAUCCAUACGGGAGUUAGCAUGACAAGAUCAUUCAAUAGCAG